This is a messenger RNA of Heteronotia binoei (common prickly gecko), 1935 nucleotides long. RefSeq names its product DnaJ heat shock protein family (Hsp40) member C7 (gene DNAJC7). Gene Ontology annotation, molecular function: protein binding. Lineage: Eukaryota; Metazoa; Chordata; Lepidosauria; Squamata; Gekkonidae. The record is from RefSeq and is a predicted model, not a curated record.
GCCCCCGGCUCUCUUUCGCUCUCUGUGUCUCUCUCGCUCUUCCCGGCUCGGCGGCCGUUGGUUGCGGCAGGGAGGCGACAAGAUGGCGGCGGCGGGCGGCGACUGCGACGUGAUCAUGGCCCCCGCGGCGGCCUCCGUCCCCCACCCGGAGCCGCCGGCGAUGUUCGACGAGGACGAGGACGCGGGCGCGCGCAGGGAAGCAGAGUCCUUCAAGGAGCAAGGAAAUGCCUUUUAUGCCAAGAAAGACUACAACGAAGCGUACAACUAUUAUACAAAAGCCAUAGAUACGUGUCCCAGCAAUGCCAGUUACUAUGGAAACCGAGCAGCCACUCUGAUGAUGCUUGGCAGGUUUCGGGAGGCCCUCGGGGACGCCCAGCAGUCUAUCAGGAUGGACGAUAGCUUCGUGAGGGGACAUCUUCGGGAGGGCAAGUGCCACCUCUGUCUGGGGAACGCCAUGGCCGCCAGCCGCUGCUUCCAACGAGCUCUAGAACUAGAUCACAAAAACGCACAAGCGCAGCAAGAGCUUAACAACGCCAGGGCUGUCUUGGAGUACGAGAAGAUUGCAGACGCAGACUUUGAGAAGCGAGAUUUUCGGAAGGUGGUCUUUUGCAUGGACCGUGCGUUAGAGUUUGCCCCCGCCUGCCACCGGUUCAAAAUCCUCAAAGCAGAAUGCUUAGCAUUACUAGGUCGCUAUCCUGAAGCACAGUCGGUCGCAAGUGACAUCUUGCGAAUAGACGCCACAAACGCCGAUGCCCUCUACGUCCGAGGGCUCUUUUACUACGAGGACUGCAUCGAGAAGGCUGUGCAGUUCUUUGUCCAAGCGCUGAGGAUGGCCCCAGACCACGACAAAGCCUGCGUCGCCUGCCGUAACGCCAAAGCGCUGAAAGCGAAGAAGGACGACGGCAACAAGGCCUUCAAGGAAGGGAAUUACCAGCUAGCUUUUGACCUGUACACAGAGGCCCUGGCAAUAGACCCAAACAACAGGAAAACCAACGCCAAACUCUACUGCAAUCGGGGGACGGUGAACUCCAAACUUAGGAAGCUAGACGAAGCGAUAGAAGACUGCACAAACGUCAGACUGGACGACACGUACAUCAAAGCCUACCUGCGGAGAGCACAGUGUUACAUGGACACAGAGCAAUUUGAAGAGGCCGUAAGGGAUUACGUAAGGGAUUAUGAGAGUUACCAGACGGAGAAGACAAAAGAACACAAGCAACUUCUCAAAAAUGCUCAACUGGAACUAAAGAAAAGCAAAAGGAAAGACUAUUACAAGAUUCUGGGGGUGGAUAAGAAUGCCUCUGAAGAUGAGAUCAAAAAGGCGUAUCGGAAGCGGGCUCUGAUGCAUCACCCAGAUCGGCACAGCAGCGCGAGCGCGGAGAUCCAGAAGGAGGAAGAAAAGAAGUUCAAGGAGGUUGGCGAAGCCUUCACCAUCCUCUCCGAUCCAAAGAAAAAAGCCCGCUACGACAGCGGGCAAGAUCUGGAGGAAGAUGGCAUGAAUAUGGGAGACUUCGACGCUAACAACAUCUUCAAGGCUUUCUUCGGUGGGCCAGGAGGCUUUAGUUUUGAAGCUUCUGGUCCGGGAAAUUUCUUUUUCCAGUUUGGCUAAACCGGCGAAGAGGCCAGCCUCCUUUUGCGAAACCCACGUUUCCCCCCCGACCUGCUUCUUUUAACCUCGAGUUACGUUCUCCCUUCAUCGCAUCUCGCCGAUCAGUAGGGCCGUGGCGUUUUCACCAUUGGAGACCUCAGUUUUUUUGUGUGUGUGUGUGUGCUUUGAGUGACGAGAGAAACCGGCACUUGGAGAGAGAGAGAGAGAGAGAGAAGGGGAGCAGGCAAUGAAAGAGGAAUAUGCUUCCUUUUUUGUUUGUUUGUUUGUUUUACUGUUUAAUUUUAUUAAAAAAAAUAGCAAAAUAAAAUCUUCUGGUUCCUCCUCGAAAA